Malassezia sympodialis ATCC 42132 is the source of this 2343-nucleotide messenger RNA. RefSeq lists its product as uncharacterized. Gene Ontology annotation, cellular component: TSC1-TSC2 complex. The record is from RefSeq and is a predicted model, not a curated record. Lineage: Eukaryota; Fungi; Basidiomycota; Malasseziomycetes; Malasseziales; Malasseziaceae. Gene Ontology annotation, biological process: regulation of cell cycle; negative regulation of TOR signaling. The coding region runs from base 1 to 2343 and encodes 780 amino acids. The transcript has 2 exons.
AUGCCGCCGCCGUCGUUUUCCACGCAGAGCAUCUCGCAGCUCAAUGUACCGCGAGGCGUCCUUAACUUGUUGAAGGACGUCAAGCAGCAGGUCGAGGCGCUCUUGCGCGCAUCCAGCCCGAGCCAGCUCGAGGCGUGUCAGGUGGCGAUCCAGGCCCUGCUGGCCGACCCGCAGAUCGGCGUUGAGGUCGCUGAAGACAACUGGCUGCUUCAUGUCGAUGCGGACGUGGAGCGCAGCACGGUGUGCCGCACAGUGGCCGACCGUCUGAGCUCGGAUCUGCUCGACCUGUACUACCAGGCCAAAUCUCCGCCUGAGCUGCUGCGACCAAACGUACUGCACAUCCUCGAGGCACUGGCUCUGUGUCUUGGUGCCCAGAGACUGAUUCGCGACUGGUGGGACGUGCUGAUUGUGCCGUCACUGGCGUCCUCGGCCCUCGGCGAGGCCGACGUGGCGCGCGCUGUACGGCUGACUGUGUAUAUGGUGAUGGACGUUGCACCAAGCGAGUAUACGAGUCCUCCCAUGGACGAGGAGAGCACCGAGUCGGUGCGUGUCCCGUCGCCCGCGUGGCAAUUCACCCAGAGCGUGCUGGACAUGUACAUACAGUCGGUAUAUCUGCUCGAGAUGGCCAGCGAGAAGGACGACGACGAGAACACGGAUGUGCCCGAGACCACUGCGGUUCUUGCACAACCCAGCCUCACGCGCUCGCUGGCGGCUGCGCUGUCUAUGUUUGGAUCGCUCCGUCCCCUGCCAUUCCUGCAUCACUUGGACGAGGCGUUCGACAAUUUGUCGGCGCAGUCGACCAUUCUAUCGCUACUGAUGCAGUUCCUGCAUGCCCACUCGAUGCAUGCGUACCUGAUCAUGUCGACGUGCCUCUUCGACAAGCUGGUAUCGACACUCGAGAUGACCGAGUCUACACGCAUUCUUGCGCAGGGUGUGACAUGCCUGCUCAUGAUUGUGCCGCACAUUCCCAUGUACCUGGUGCGCGAUGGCGGCACAGGCGUGGCCAGCAUGUUCCGUGUGUAUGCGCGGGCCGUCUACACGCCCGUCACGGAACUCGAGUCGCACACGGUGCCGAGCGCCCACCUGCUAUUUACGCUGCUAUAUGGCCUCUUUCCUCUGCACUUCCUCGCCUUCAUCCGCGCGCCGGCCGCGACGCUGGAGGCCUUGGGCGACACGCGCCUUUGGGACGACCUCGUGAACCCCACCGUGCAGAGCCGCAGCCUGACGCUGUUCCGCUGCCACCUCGUGCAUCCGAACUUGGCGACGCACGAGCGCGCUGCAGAGCUGAACCCCAAGACGUGGCAAAACUCCGAGGCGUCCGACCGCCUUGCGCAGUGCAUGAGUCUCGUUACGGGCGACACGUCAGUGAGCAAUGUGACGAUGCUGCGCAAUGAGCUGCGCUUUGAGCUGUACUUGAAGGAGCAGCUGCUGAUCCACAUUGGGCGCCUGCACCGUGACCGGAUCACCGAUGCGGCCAACGAGGCGGAGCAGCAGAAUCUGCAGCACACGAGUCGCGCGCUGCAGGCGCAGCUGUCCACGCUGCAGACGCGCCUGGAGCGGCAGCGCAGUGAGGUGCAGGCCACGAGCGGGCGGCACGUGCGGUGGGAACGCGAGCUGAACGCCAAGCUCAGCAUGUACCGCGACGAGCGGCGACAGCGCACAUUGCUGGUGCAGCAGCUCACACGAGAUCUCGAGCAGAGCCAGCGCACCGUGGCGCAGCAAGCGGAGCGCAUCUCGCAGAUGGGCGAGCGCCUCUUUAAUCUCGAGUCGGAGCUGCAGCUCGCGGCGCCGCGCCUCGAGCGCCUGCACGAGUACGAUGCCACCGUUCGCAAUCUGGGCCGCCGCCUCACCGAGUGGGAGGAUGGCAUGCUUAUGAUGCAGGCGCAGCGCGAAGAGAUGGACAAGCUGCUUAUGCAAUGGGAGAAUAUGCAGCUUGCCGUGACGAAUAGCGAGCGCAGCGCGCGCGAGCACAGCGACGAGGCGGACCGGCGCACCGAGGAUAUGGCACGUCUGCAGGCGGAGCUGGACACGGUCCGCGCGCAGGCGGAGCGCCUGCGCCUGCGCGUUGGACAGGCCGAGCCUGCCGCGCCCCGCGCGCCGCCGCCCAUCGACCACGCCGAGUUCGAGGCGCUGCGCGCGCGGAAUACCCAGCUGGAGAUGGAAAUGCUCAAUUUGCGCGCCACGCUCGACAUUCAGCGUGCGAAUGGCAUGCAGCACGAUCCCCGCACCGAGUGGGGUGUGCCGGCGCCCCAUGAAGUCGCGCUCUUUUCCCCGAACACGCUGGCCGCGCGUGAUCCUGCGUGGGACGACGAUGCAGUGCCGCCACUCUCGCUCGAGAGCUGA